AUGCUGUGGGUUUCCCUAUUAACGCUUGCAAUGGCUUGUGCAGUUGAGGAGGAUUUGGAGUAUUUGGAGUGGACUGCGCCAUGGAAAAUCUGUAAGCAUCCGGACGAAGAAGUGAGCCAAUUUGUAGUUCGCGAAAAUGAUGUUAAUAAAACCGUGUACGCAACUAAAGGAAAAUUCUCAUUCAGUAAAAGAAGGUGGAGGUUGGAUGGACCAAACAUGGAGAAGGCCACACCAGUUUCCAAAGAUGAGCCAUUCGCUAAGCAUUAUGCAUGCUAUAAAAAACACGGAAGUACUAGUAUGGUCAGGAAAAAGUGGAAGAAUAAUGUUUGAUGAGCUUUGGAUUUGCUAAGUUUCGAUGAAUUUGCUACC
Molecule: messenger RNA, 369 nt
Organism: Cylicocyclus nassatus
Lineage: Eukaryota; Metazoa; Nematoda; Chromadorea; Rhabditida; Strongylidae
Source: the annotation of a GenBank genome assembly